This is a messenger RNA of Hirsutella rhossiliensis, 504 nucleotides long. RefSeq lists its product as uncharacterized. The coding region runs from base 1 to 504 and encodes 167 amino acids. The transcript has a single exon. The record is from RefSeq and is a predicted model, not a curated record. NCBI's taxonomy places the organism in Eukaryota, Fungi, Ascomycota, Sordariomycetes, Hypocreales, Ophiocordycipitaceae.
AUGACCACCAUCGUGUCUCCUGGCGACGGCCAGACACAAACAUCGCAUGCUCUGUUCGACCCUGAGCCUCACUACGGCGAUGGCGACAAUGAUGCCUUAUACAAUCUGUUUGCGACAUGGCCAGAAAACUACUUCAGCAGUCUGCCGAAGCCGCAUGGCAAUCGCGGCGUCGAUGAACCGUAUUGGGCAUUGCGGCAGUCACGAAUAUUCUUGGACGACUGUUUCCGCGGCGGCGGCGCCAGGCGGCUAUUUACCCCAGUGAUUCCAGACCCCGACAAGCUUGAGAGAGCGCGCUUGCGAGAGCAGAUGAAAUCGAAAGACACCGACAAUUACAUCGGUAGCACUGUUCGCUUCCAGUCCGCCUUGUAUUUCGCUCAAGAGCAAGCAAAAUCUGACGCAAAGUUGGCUCUCGAACUGGCCAAGCAUUGCCAGAGGCUUGGUCCAUGGCGCGUUGAUUCAGGCGUUCUCGACCCGUCGACAUCGCCACUUCAGGUCCAGGUUUGA